AACUGCGAAUUGCAACUGUCAAAGAUCAAACGUCAAAUUUAAUUUAAUUGUUUAUAAAAAUGGAACCAGGAAUAUUAACGAAAGUUUUGUCCGACUUUUUCACAACUGUCGAUGGAGAAUUAAGUUUACAAAAAGGGGAAUACUUUGUGGUACAUAGUGUCAUAGAUAAACACUGGUGUUAUGGAGAAUCUCGUGGCAGGUCAGGAAAAUUCCCUUCAAGUCAUUUACAUAAAGUAGAUAUACCGAAACUGCAUGAUUCGGAAACUUUGUUUGUUUCAAUUGCUGCUUUUCCAGGGCAGCAGGAUGGAGAUUUAUCUUUUAAGCAAGGUGAAAUUAUUAUUGGAGUUCGAGAUAUUGGAUCCGGAUGGUAUUUUGGACAAAUAGAUUCCCUAAAGGGUAUUUUUCCUUUGACACAUACAUGGCAACUUGAUUCUAAAUUAUUAAAGAAAACUUUAGAGAAAAAAGCUGUCAGAAAAAGGGCUAGAAUAAAAACUAGUUUAAAAGCACAACUUGAAGGUGAACUUAAUUUAGCUGAAGGGGAAAUAGUUACUGUCACAGAAAUUCUUAAUGACGGUUGGUGUCGUGGUUUGACAGAAGAUAAUAAGGAAGGAAUAUUUCCAGAAGGAUUUGUAACUUAUAUAAGUGAUACAGAUGAUCAAGCAGAUCAUACCACCCCUGUGGAAGACAUAAAUUCCUUUCCUACACCAACAACUUACAAUGAAAUGAUAUACAAAAAUAUUGAUGAAACAAUUAUACAAUCUUCUAUUGAAGAACCUGCACCAAAUUAUUUUGAUCUAUUUCCUGAAUAUAAAGUAACUGUAUCAGCUCCGAUAGAAGACACUACAAAGAAUAGCAAUUUCAAUACAUUGGAUGUAAAACCAUAUGCCAUAACUUUAUACCCAUUUAGUGCUCAGUUUCCGAACGAACUUAGUUUCGGAGCAGAGGAAGUAAUACAUCUCAUUAAACAUAUAGAUUCAGAAUGGAUAGAGGGUAUGAUAGAUAACCAUAAAGGCAUUUUUCCUAUAUCGUAUGUUAACAUUAUAGUAGACUGCAUCGAAAAUAAUGGUGAACAAAGUUUUGUUAACCAAGAUGCAAGUACUACGGAAUACAAUGAAUUAAUGCCUGGAGCUCAAGUAAAAGUGGAGCACACAUUUAAAGCUCAAAUGGAUGGAGAUAUGAGUGUUAUCGAAGGUGAUAUAGUUACAGUGAUCAAUAUGGCAAAUUCUGACUGGGUCAAUGUCAAAGAUCAGUCUGGUAAAAUUGGUUUAUGUCCAAGAGGAUACCUAAGUUCCUUAGAUGCAGAAUUAUUCGAUGUUGCGCAAAACGUACUCGAAGAUUUUGUUGUAAUACGACACAACGAAGCGAGUUCUGUGAGAACAGAAGAACAAAAGUCAAAAAGACGUUCAGAACCGCACAGACCCGCGCCGCCCGUGCCAGCACCUGGUAGAAUCCCAUUACAAAAAGAUACAGCGGACAAUAAAGAAACUUUAGAAAACAUUAAUCAACAAAUUGAUGUUGCCGGAAGUAAUAAUAUAGAUGUUAAACAAAAAAAGGCAGAUCAAAGGCAAAAUGUCAUAUCAGAAUUAGUUCUUACAGAAAAGGAAUAUGUCCGUGACUUAAACUUAACAUACGAAACAUUUAAUUUGUAUAAUCCAAGUUCACUUGAAUCUCUGGGAAUAGAUGUGGUUACCCUAUUUGGUAAUAUCUUUGAUGUUAUUCAAGUUGCUGACGAAUUGCUAGAUAUGAUAUUAAAAGCAAUGAAAGGACACGACGAAGAAUUACAAACAAUUGGGCCCUGUUUUAUAAACAUGUCUGAAAAAUUAAAAAAUGUCUAUGUUAAAUAUUGCAGCAAUCAUGAAGCUGCAUUGGUUUUGUUGAAGAAGUAUGAAAAUAAUGAAGAAAUAAUGACAGUAUUCAACAAAGGUAUUGAAACAUUAAGGUAUCAAGUAGCUUGUUUCGAUAUGAGCUCCAUUCUUAUAAAACCAGUACAAAGAAUAUUGAAAUAUCCUCUUAUUUUAUAUGAAUUGGUAAAGUGUACCGAAGACAACCAUCCUGAUAAACCUGUAGUCGAGGAAGCAUGGAAGACUAUGACAGCAGUUGCAAGUCACAUAAAUGAGUAUAAACGUCGGAAAGAUUUGGUGACGAAGUAUUUGGGCAAUGAUAACACAUUAAUGAGUAAAAUGUCUAAACUUAAUAUGCAUUCUGUUGCUAAAAUGUCUACAAGAUUAAGCACACGAUUGUCUGCAAGUUUAGGAUUAACGAAUGUUGCGGUUGAUUCAGAAUUUGAAGAACUCGAAAAACAGUUUAGAUCUAUAGAGAAAUGUACUUUACAAUUAGCUAAAGAUGUAGAACAAUGUCUUAUGUAUUUAAGCGACGAAGCUAUUUCUGGAGAAGUAAUAGCAGAUUUCUUGAUUAAGUACUAUCAAGGAACACCAAAUAUUGAAGCAAACAAACUUAGGGAGAUACGAUCCACAAUUUGGUCGCAAUUCAUUCAAGAAUUAAAAGCGUGUUUGAAGAAUAGAGUCAGUGCACCAAUAAAUUUUUUGGCAAUGUUGUUAGAAGGACCUGCAAUGUUAAUAACGAAAAGACAUGACAAAUUACUCGACUAUGAUGCAGCCAUUUCUAAGAGUGAGAAAUAUAAAGAAUCAAGAAUUGCACAGGAUGAAUUGACAACAACAAAAAGUAAUUACGAAGCAUUAACGCAGCAAUUGUUAGAAGAAUUGCCAAUUCUGAUUAAUGCAGCAACUGAAGUAUUAGUUAAUUGUAUUGGUGCUUUUGCACAAGCUCGGAAACUUUUAUGCGGAAAGAUUACCAAGCGUUAUCUAACCUUUUGUGAGGCUUCGACUCAACUGUCGUCUCAAGAUAUUUUAGAAUCAUUUUUAGUUAAUCACAGCUUAUUGUGGAAUCAGAUAACACGGUUUGCGUUUGCCGGGUCAAACCCAAGAAUAGAAGAAGCAGAACCCGCAUGUCCGCAAAGUGAACGGCAAAGAAUGAAAUUGAGAAACAAAUAUUCUAGUGACAAGUUAUACAUUGUUACAGACAAUAUAGUAAGCACCACAUCUUUGGAUAUGGGUGCAGUACGUGGAACCUUAGUUGCGGUAAUAAAGAAACAAGAUCCUAUGGGUGAUACGAGUAGGUGGUUUGUAGAUAAUGGAGUUACCCAAGGAUUUUUGCCGGCUAAAAUGUUACAUUUGCAACAACAACCGCAAAGUACAUCAUCUGAUGAAAUUAGCGCUACAAAUAAAUUGUCUAAUACAUCAAUGCCUGAUUUAAUUUGCAUGGAUUCUCCUGUGAAAGAGCAGGGGAGUGUAGCUCAAUUGCAUUUGCAAGAGUUACUUGAUCUCGAUAUCAGUGAAAAAGUAAAAAAGGAGAUCCACUGCUAUGGCAACGUCGAACAAAUUCCUAGAGUUCAACAAUAUCAAAAUCUGAAUUAUGAAUUUUAUUAUGCGGAAUAUGAUUUUUUGGAAAAUAUUCUUGGAACAUUGUCUAUUGUUAAAGGACAAGCUUUAAGACUGGUUAGACCGCACGAUGAAAAGGGAAACGACGAAUGGUGGCUCAUGGAAGAUCGUUAUGGUAAUAAAGGAUAUGUACCUAAGAACUAUUUACGCGAACCGCCUGUGGCAAAGCAGUAAAAUCAAAAACAUUAAUGUCUUCGCUUAUUAAUACAUCGAUAUCUUCGUCUAUUAUCUUAAGUAUUCACAUUAUUGCCUUAAUCUGUUACGUCGAUA
Molecule: messenger RNA, 3728 nt
Organism: Colletes gigas
Lineage: Eukaryota; Metazoa; Arthropoda; Insecta; Hymenoptera; Colletidae
Product: dynamin-binding protein-like
Exons: 9
Coding region: 60-3632 (1190 amino acids)
Biological process (GO): intracellular signal transduction
Cellular component (GO): cytoplasm
Molecular function (GO): guanyl-nucleotide exchange factor activity; protein binding
Source: RefSeq, a predicted model, not a curated record